AUGGGCCGACUCGUGGCCCCAGCUGUGGCUGUGCUCUCGGCCCUGGCUCCUUUGAGUGCCGCUUUGACCGUCGCGCCUGAGGCUGCAGCCCGAGAGUCGGUGGUGACUUUGACCUCCACCUACACCUACACCGUGACCAGCACCAUCACCAGCACAUCCGCCUUGACUACUACGGCGACCACUUGUUCCGCCCAGACAUAUGCCGAUCCUUUGUGUACCCUAGAUGGCGCGUGGUCGCUGGCUGGGAACUGGUUUCAGCAGUGGUGCUCGGGUAUGUCGUUGGAGGGGGGGACGACCGUUCAGUCUGCAACCUACCUAUCGCUAUAUGCAUGCGAGUUGUACUGCUAUCAGUCUCGCCAGGAAUGCGAUGGCGUCAAUUACAAUACAGCAAACCAUAUUUGCUACCUGGUGACCGGCUCACUCACCCCAGUUUCUGCGUCUUCCUACAAGGCCAUGAGGCGCUUCACCACCAAUCCGUGCACGGUCACCGAGACCUUUAUUUCGACCCAGCUUUCCACUGAAACAACAACUGUGCUUUCGGUGGCGACCUACACGUCGACCAGUAUGUUGCCUACAACAUCGUCGGCUAUUGAGAGUACUAUAUCUGCAACACCGUCUUCGUCCGUCGCGUCCAGCUCAAUCCCUGCCACACCGUCGGCAUCUUCUUCCUCUCCAGUGCCUACCCCAUCUGCGAUCCAAUCCUCAUCGGUGCUCGUUAUGCCAUCUACAGUCGACUCGUCCACUUCCGUCUCGCCAAGCUCAUCCGUUUCUCCCUCCUCCACCCCCCUACAAAGCUCCAGUGCCAUCCACAGCAGCACCCAUACGCCUUAUCCAGUACCAACACUACACCCACCUCACUCCACCAAUACCCCCAAUCACAACCACACCACCCCCUCCCCCUUGAUUCCCGCAGAAACACCCCACUCAACAACCUCCACCAUCCUAUCCACCACAAUCCGCACCAUCACCGCAUGUCCGUCUUCCGUCACCGACUGUCCCGCUACUGAACGGACGACCGUUGUCACUACAGAGAUUAUCACCAUAGUGACUACGAUUUGCCCUGUCACUGCGGAAGCUACAGCUACUACAACACCUUCUCCGACAGAUCUGUCCGGAACGGAGAUCUAUACUGAGUGGGAAUACUCGACGGUGUAUGUUACGGAUAUUGUGACGGUUAAUGGGUGUGGGGAUGGUAAAUAUACAGCGGAUUUUUUAAGAGAUAGAAUUAAGUGGGGUUUAUAG
Aspergillus ibericus CBS 121593 is the source of this 1242-nucleotide messenger RNA. RefSeq lists its product as uncharacterized. The transcript has a single exon. NCBI's taxonomy places the organism in Eukaryota, Fungi, Ascomycota, Eurotiomycetes, Eurotiales, Aspergillaceae. The record is from RefSeq and is a predicted model, not a curated record. The coding region runs from base 1 to 1242 and encodes 413 amino acids.